Diaporthe citri is the source of this 846-nucleotide messenger RNA. RefSeq lists its product as uncharacterized. The transcript is spliced from 5 exons. The record is from RefSeq and is a predicted model, not a curated record. NCBI's taxonomy places the organism in Eukaryota, Fungi, Ascomycota, Sordariomycetes, Diaporthales, Diaporthaceae. The coding region runs from base 1 to 846 and encodes 281 amino acids. Gene Ontology annotation, molecular function: protein binding.
AUGCCUCCCAUAGAGAAUACCGCGGCUAAUGUCGAUGGCUACGUCGACGACGAUCCCAGCGUCGUCGUUCGCCGGUCCCAGUCAGAUAUCAGGCUCCUUGAGACCGGAGAGUUCUCUGACUUCACCAUCGUCUGUGGAGACCGCGAAUGGAAGGUGCACAAGGCCAUUCUCAGCAAGGUCCCUUACUUCAACGCCACUGUCGGAGGUGGCUUCAAGGAGACCGUUCAAGAGAAGAUCGCCAUCGAAGAGUUCUUCGAGCCAUUCGAGAUACAGUGGCUUCUGUCGUACAUCUACUUCCCUUACUUCGAUCCGGAAUCCGCGCGGCUUGACACCGCCAGCAAGUCCUACCUCGAGACCUGCGUCCGGCUGUGGCAGCUCGGUGACUACUUCCAGGUCGACAGUAUGGCCGAGCUAGCCAAAGACAAGCUGAACGCCGGAUGCUCUCGCUGGCGCCGGUGUUCUCGCACAGUGGACACGGCGAUACACGGCACAACGUUCAUCGUCGAUCUCGAAUCCGCCGUCCGUCAGGCUUGGCGCGAGGACCUCGCUUCGGGUCCCCUGCGUGCAGUCCUCACCGGCCUUUGCAUCGACUUUGCCCCCUACGUACGACGCCACCAGUCCUUUUUCACGCUGUUGCAGGAGGUCCCUCAGUUCGCGGUUACCUUUUCGCAGCGGGCGUUGGGCUCCAUCACCUCAAGCCUCUCACUGCCAAAGUCAACUCGCGUUGUCGAGCCACCUGCGCCGUUUAGCACGGAUUUUCAUGCACUGGAUUCAUCUGGGUUCUACCCGGUUGUUGGAUUGUACCCUGUGUCUCCGAAAUCGAGCAGGGCUCUCGAGCGCAUCUGA